This is a messenger RNA of Lucilia sericata (common green bottle fly), 2551 nucleotides long. RefSeq names its product sialin-like. Bases 815 to 2353 code for a protein of 512 amino acids. Gene Ontology annotation, biological process: monoatomic anion transport; transmembrane transport. The transcript has 8 exons. The record is from RefSeq and is a predicted model, not a curated record. Gene Ontology annotation, cellular component: plasma membrane. Gene Ontology annotation, molecular function: transmembrane transporter activity. NCBI's taxonomy places the organism in Eukaryota, Metazoa, Arthropoda, Insecta, Diptera, Calliphoridae.
AAGCAAAAAUUUCAGUUGAAUAGAUACUGUGGUCGUGGUUGCAUCGAUCUCGGAUAAGAAAAAAAAAAUAAAUUUUAUAAAUAAAAUAUAUAAAUUUUAUAUAAAGUAACUAAAUAAAACAAAUUGUAUUUAAUUUAAAAAUCCCAAAAAGAACAAUGUCUAUGUAAUAAUAAAUAAAUAAAUAUUAUUUGUAAAACAAAAAGUAUAUAACAGCAAUAAAAUCUUAGAUAAAAACAACAACAUUUCAAUAUUAUAAAUAAAUUCAACAAAACCAUAUGUUAACAAAAUUACAAAACAAAAACCAUUCCUGGCGGUUUUAAAUAAUUUACAAUUAACGCUAAAAAAACUGUUGCAAAAACUUAAAAUACAAAUAAAAUACGUUAAAAAUUUUACAGAACACAAAUAAUAAAAGAAAGAAAAAAAAAAAACAUUUUCAUGUGCCUGGUUUUGGCAAAUUGUUGUUGACGUUAAAUAAAACAAACUACCGCCAACACUUUAACGAAAUUUUUCUUAUUUAUUUUCCUGUGCAUUUUUUGUGUUUAAUGUUUUUCUUCUAUUCGGGUUCAAAUUUGUGUUUUUUAUACAUUUUGCAGUGACAGUGACAUUCAAACUUAAAAGAACAGACCGUUAGUUUAUUUUUUUUUUUUUGAAAUUUGUUUUUGUUAUUAACAUUUAUAAAAACUCGAAAAAUAUCGGUUUUUGUUGUAACAUUUUUUAAAGUGUUUUUCUUUACGCUAAAUUGCAUUAAAUUGUAAUAUUGUAAAUAAUUUAUUUUUGUUAGUGUAAAUAAUAAUUAAGUGUAUAUUAAAAAGUUAUGUCUAAUACGGAAAAAUCAGGUGUUAGCAGAUUAAGAAAUUGCUUAUCAUGUCGCCAGAUCUUAAACAUAUUAACCAUGUUCGGCUUUAUGCUGAACUAUGCCCUGCGUGUAAAUCUCACUAUUGCCAUAGUCGAAAUGGUUAGACCUGAAAAUCUUACAAAUUCCGAUAGUACCGUUAGCACAGCAAUAACAUUAUUAGAAAAUACCACCUCAUCUUCAGCAUCGGCAGCAGCAUUGACAGCAGCCAACAAUUUAAGUACAAUAGCAACAGAUGAUAAAUAUGAUGAAAAAUUUCCCUGGGAUUCAUAUCAACAGAACUUUGUGCUCGGUUGCUUUUUCUGGGGUUAUAUACUGACAGAGUUACCGGGUGGUCGUCUGGCUGAAUUGAUUGGUGGUCGUCGUGUAUUUGGUCAUUCCAUGUUAUGGGCUAGUUUAUUGACUUUGAUAACCCCUUUGGCUGCCCAUUUGAAUUAUGUGGUUUUGAUAAUAGUACGUGUAGUCUUGGGUUUCAUGUUGGGUGCUUCUUGGCCUGCCAUUCAUCCUUUGGCCGCUGUUUGGAUUCCACCCAUGGAAAGAUCAAGAUUUAUGUCUAAUAUGAUGGCUUCCUCUUUGGGUGCAGCUAUAACUAUGCCUGUGUGUGGUUAUCUUAUUUCGGUUGCCGGCUGGGCUAGUGUUUUCUAUUUGACUGGUGCCAUUGGUCUUUUAUGGUCAAUCUGUUGGUUCACAUUUGUCUACGAAACCCCAGCUACCCAUCCACGCAUCUCGGCGGAGGAAAGACGUGAAAUUGAGGAGGCUAUUGGUACAUCGACCUCUAAGAAACGUCCCAGCUAUGUGCCAUGGGUAGAUCUAUUGUGUUCACCCGCUGUCUGGGCUAUUAUCAUAACUCAUGGUUUAUCAGUAUUCGGUUUCUUUACCGUCAUUAAUCAAUUGCCCACAUUUAUGAAACAAAUUUUGCAUUUUGAUAUUAAAAAGAAUGGUUUAUUUUCGUCCCUGCCUUAUCUGGGUAAAUAUGUUAUGGCUUUGAGUUCAUCAGUAUUUGCUGAUUAUUUGCGCAAGAAGGGUACUUUGAGUACAACGGCAACAAGAAAGAUAUUCACUGCUUUUGCUCUUACAACUCCCGGACUUUUGAUGGUGGCCCAAGUAUUUUUAGGCAGUGAAGCAGGCUGGUCUGUAGCAAUAUUCACUUUGGCGCUAUUCGCUCACGGUGCUGUUACGCCCGGUUAUUUGGGUAAUGGUUUGGAUAUUGCACCCAAUUUCAGUGGCACCAUAUUUGGUUUAGCUAAUACUCUAUCCUCAUUCGGAGGUUUUCUAUCCACCUGGAUGGUGGGAGCUUUAACAUAUGAAGAUAAAUCCUAUCACCAAUGGCAAAUAGUAUUUUGGAUUUUGGCAGCUACUUACAUUUCUGGUGCUUUAGUGUACCUCGUCUUAGGUACUGGUGAUUUACAGCCCUGGAAUAAUCCACCAGAACGUACAAAAGUUUCGGAUGUACAUGCAGAAGAAGGUGUACCUUUAAAGAAUGAAAAGAUUACAAAUUAAUUUUAAGUAAAAAGUCUAAUUAUUUUCUUGUUUUUUAAUGUAUUAUACUAAACAUUAGUUUUUUCGUUUCUUAAUUUAAAAACUAUUUUCACAACAAGGUGCUCUAUCCUAAACAAAAAAACCUAUAAUACUAAAUUAGCAACAAUUUUUAAAAAAAUGUAAAAAAUACUUAAAAAAAUCUUCUUACUUAAAAAAAAA